Molecule: messenger RNA, 5217 nt
Organism: Ostrinia furnacalis (Asian corn borer)
Lineage: Eukaryota; Metazoa; Arthropoda; Insecta; Lepidoptera; Crambidae
Product: protein bric-a-brac 2
Exons: 10
Coding region: 220-1794 (524 amino acids)
Biological process (GO): regulation of transcription by RNA polymerase II
Cellular component (GO): nucleus
Molecular function (GO): protein binding
Source: RefSeq, a predicted model, not a curated record
AUAUAAACAAAAAAAUCAAUCGGUCCCAGUAUUAAAACUAUACAAUCUAGUCUAAAUAGUUUCUACUUAAAAAGUAUUGUUUGUACUUAAAAAUAAAGCUUAAAAAACUGUGAUAAUUUUCAUGGACGUUUAUACCAAGUGCAAUUUAUAGACUAAUGUCAACGGCCAAAGAUAAAAUAUAAGUAAUUAUUAUGUUGUCCAAUUGAACGGGAAACAAAGAUGGCGGCGGCACCACAGCAGUUCUGCGUUCGGUGGAACUCUUACCAUACAAACUUACAGGCGGUGUUUCCCCGGCUGCUAUUGACGGAGCAGUUUGCCGACGUCACAUUAGCAUGCGAGUCGCGGCAACUGCGCUGCCACAAGCUCGUGCUGUCGGCGUGCUCGGCCUACCUCGAGCGGCUGCUGCUGCACAACCCGUGCGACCACCCCAUCGUGCUGAUGCGAGACAUGAGGUUCAGCGAGAUGCAAGCGCUGGUAGACUUCAUGUACAAGGGCGAAGUAAACGUCACGCAGGAGGAGUUGCCCAGUCUUCUUAAAUCCGCUGAAGCCUUGCAGAUCAGAGGACUGUGCUCCGGCGAGGCGGCGGCUGCGGAAGGCGCUCGAGCGGACUCCACCAAAGACUUCACGGUCGCGAGUGACGCUCUCGUCGCGCACGCCACCGGCAACGCCGGCAACGGCCCAGCCCCGGCCAAAGCCACGCCAAACCACGCCACGCCCAACGGACACAAGAAACGCAAGUCGGAGGAGCGGCCCGAAGUGAAGGAGGAGACUGUGGAGGAAGACGGACUGUACUACGGAGAACUGGACCCUGAACACAUGGAAUAUAAUGAGGACGAGGAACCGGGAAAACCUGGAAGCAGUCUGGGACAAACUUCAGGUCGCCGCGUGCCUUACAUCAGAGUGAAGCCGGAGAGCGAGUUAUUCUUCCAAAACAAACUGCAAAGCUUAGCGAAAGCGAAUUCUGAGUACAUAAGCCGACUGUCCAAAAUGAAUCCAUCAGAAAUGCGCAACGAAUUCAGCAAAUACGGCUUCAACACUAACACCAAUACGGAAGACUUAAAAUCGCACGACAAAUCUGAAAACGACUAUUACAAGUCCUGGCUGGAACAAAACGGGGAGUUAGAGGUGUCGUUGCUGAAAGCUGGCCAAAAGAAAAUGGCUCCUAAGACGCAGCCAGCAAAGUCUGAAGUCGAGCUGAUACCGAAGUCUUCUUUGAAUCAGGAGAAGACGCAGAUUAGACGGCGCGGGCGCCCUCCGUUGUUCAAAGACAAAAAUCUAGACAUAGGAGAGACGGUUUUAAAGUCAGAUCUGGACCAGUUUUUGGAGGGGAAGGAAGUCAGUUCCUCUGGGUUGUCCAGGAAAGAUCUGGAAAGGGUUAUGAUGGGGAAAUUCAACCCAAAUAGAAGGUACUCGAAUGAGGCCAUGUGGGCGGCUUUGAUGGAUGUGAAGAAAGGAGGAAGCAUCUACAGAGCGGCCCAAACCCACAAAGUGCCUCGCAAAUCGCUCCGCAACUGGAUGAAGCGUUGCCACAUUAAGUCCUCCUUCCCCAUGCCACAACAGCUUAAACAGUUCGUCGAAAACAGCAAGAAACAGAAAGAAUACAACUAUCAAAAUAUAGAAAAAAGUGGCACGGAAACCGACGCAGGAGAGGUAGUGUCGUAUGAAACGGAACUGGAGUUCGGUAAGCACUUCCUGAUGAACACCGCGUCUAGUGAGGAUGAGAAGAAUGACGCGAAAACGGCCGAGAAUGACGCGGACGAUGACGCAGCCAUCAAUAUGUCAUUGCAUGAAUAGAGGAUUUUUAUGUCACUGUCAUGUCAGUGAUAGAUAGUUUGAGUUGAAAAUGUUUUAUUUUUUUGAGUUGGUGUCACUGGUUUUUUUUAGUUUUCGAGAUUUUUUUGUCUCCCUGUGGAAAAAUGAAAUGUUUUCCUUAGUGUUUUGUUCAUGGUGUUUACAUUGCUGUUCCUAUUUUUACUGAUAAAAUAUGUUUUUUUGUUUCUAAAGAAUUAGGCGUUGAUAUUGUGUAUUUUUAGGGCUGAUAGUUAUGUUUGACAAAAUAUUUUUAACAUAGACUCUAUUAAUUUUCUCGUACAAGAAUAUGUAUGGGAAAGAAAAAAAAAACAACAUAGGAACAUUUCAAAUGUUUGUUAUUUUUCUCCAGUGACACCAACUCUGUUUUGUAUACUUAAAUCCUAUUUUAUUGUAUACAAUGUUUUUUCGUCUUCAUCCAAAAAGACCUUUUAAACAAAAAAAAUGUAUACACGUAGUAAAAUUGUCAGCCAUUUUAGAUUUUAAAUUGGCGUAUACGAAACUUUGAAACUGCCAAAGAAAAACAAAGAUUAGUGAAAAGAAACCCUAUUGAAAAAUUAUUUACCCAAAGAAAGAAUUAUUUAUCAUUUAAGCAAUUAUUUCCUAUUUUGUCCUGCAAUACUAGAUCCCAAAGAUAUUUAAAGAAAUAUUUAAAACACCCAAUUCGCGUUACUAAAAAACUACUAUUCAAACCUACCAUACGGUAGUUUUUGGCUCAGUGUUGCCAAUUCGAAAAUAGAAGCUUCCAAAUGGUAGUUUUUGCCGCGAUUGGUAGAUUCGUAUGUUAUUUAUUUUAUUUGCGUUAGUAUUGCUGUAAGUAUUAGUUAAUUCAAUUAAGUAUGUUACGGAAAAUUGGCCUUUUUGAGAAAUUGUGUGCUUUGUAAUGGACUUCGUCCAAAUUAUAUUGAAAAGACUUGAAUAAUAUGAAAUUUUAGUGUUUAUUGUGUAAGGUAAGGUAGGUCUUUGAAGUACUUCGAUGAUAACGACCAGAUAUUUAGGUUGCACGUUUGAAUCUUGCAAAAACAUAUGAAAACAGUUUUAAAUUACUCGUUACUAAAAAUAAUUCAUCAACCUUAGGUCAUUUAGUCUCCAUUGCAGGAGCAUGACCAGAGGCAAUUUGGCCUACACUCCCCACGCUGGCCAGAUAGGUUGGGGAGGCCUGACGUUCGCGUAUGCCUAAUCAUUUUAUAGCUUUUAAAAUAUAGUAAAAAAAAUUGAACUGAAAUCUGGUAGUUAUUAUUGAUAGAGAUUUUCUGUGGUUGUAUUUUGUUUUAUAUGAUAAAAUAUCGUUAUGUAAANUAUGUAAAGUCUUCUGCAGUAAGAACUAAAAUGUCGACUAGGCCUUUAUUUACAGAGGCAUGUAAGGAUAGGGGGAGAGAACUAUGAGAUUUUAGUUGGAGGAGAUAAGUAACAAUUUAUGAAUGUCAAGUCAUUGUUUUGUUGUAAAAUGUAAUUAGUAAAAUAGAGUUCUGCCAAUGAAAUAACGUUAUAGAGGUAUAAAAAAAAACAAAAUAUUUCAAUCAUUCAAAUCAAAAAUCAACCACAGAAGACAUUAUUUUAAAAUAUAAUCGCUUUUUAAAUUAAAUGUAUUAAUUUAUUUAUAUUUAAAUGAAGUUUGCGUACUUAAUUAGUUGACAUCGAAGUUGGGUCGACAAACAAUCGAUUCGGGACCGAGUUUAUCGAUUAGUUUAGUUUUAAUCGGUAUGUUCCUUUAGAUAUCUUUAUUGCGGCUAAAUAGAAUAAAAUCAGCACUUAUUAAAAUUUCCAUCUAGUGGCUAUAUUUAUUUAUAAAUGAGACCAAAGAGCAGACUAAGUUAAACAAAAAAUAUUCAAAAAUAUACAAAAAAAAAAUUGUCAAUCAGCAGAAACUUACAAGAAAAUACUAACACUUUGUUUCACAUCUUUUACAUAUUGUAAAAAGCUACUACUUCUGAUAGUCAAAUUCACGUGCUCUUCUUCUCUAAACAAAACGUGAAAUACCUACAUGUUAUAUUCCAUUUAGUCGCAAUAAAAAUGUCAUAAUAUUCGUUUCCAGUAAGUUAAUUGCUUUGAAGUGAUUGUGGUUUUGUAGAGAAAGUGUUUUAUACAUUUUUUAAACAAUUAUAUAUACCAAGAGAUGGCGCUUUUUACGCAUUAUUAUGAUAAUAGGAGUAUGUCAUUGGUGUUGUGAAAAAAUCGUUCGCAGUUCAUAUUUAAAAAACAUUUAAAAUCUUUCAAUAAAAUUAAGUCGUAUAAUACUAUUAUGUAUUUAAUAUUAAAAGGUGGUAUACAUUGUACAAUGUACUAUACAUACCUAAACUACUAGAAAAUUGCCGGCAAUGUGCCCAAAGUGAAAUAUAUAAAACACUUUCUAAAUCCAAGAAGUGCCUCCUAGUAUAUAUCUAAAUAUACAUAAUUUAUUAGUGUGUAAGUGGCUAUGAUGUAGAUAUACAAUUAAUUACAUUUAUAUAUCACAUAUAAUAUACUAUAUAAAAUGUUGUAUGCAGUAUUACAUUAUGUAAGUGUUUUCUUUGUGUAUGUAGAUUUGGUUAUACAUAAUGUACUUAAUUUAAUAGUACUAUAAUUAUGUUGUCAUUUUUGUUUUAAAUACAUAUUUUUAUGUAUACAACGUGAUCAUUACCCUUUACUGUUCUAUAUAUUUAUAUAUUGAUUGAUAUAGUAACGUUUUAACAAAAUGUUUACAUAAUUAUACCCAAAAAAAAUAAAUGAAAUUUGGUAAUGGUCAUACGUAAGUAUUUUAAUUUAGUUUUCAUUAAAAAUUGUACGUUAUGAGUUGUCUUUUGAGUUAUCACUUGUUGGCUUGUGUAUAAUAAGUGCCUUUAUAAUGCCAUGUACUUAAAAAUUAAAACACUUAACGUCCAUGCGGUGUACUUAGUUGUGUAUGUGUGUGUCUACACUAUGUAUUGGAAUAUUGAAAAAUUUAAGCUCACCAGAUAAUAUGACUAUGAUGGAUUUGGGCUAUAUUUUAGGUAGAGGUAAGAACAAUACUACUUACCUUAUGAAAAUGUUUCGAAAAGACUAAAGUUACUACUGAGUGUCGCUGCCCUGGUGGUGAAAACAUCUCGAAUGCCUUAAUUUUACUACGAUUUUAAUACGGUCUUUGUUUUCUACGAAUAACUAAAUAUUUUGACCGAUAUAUUCAGUUUUGAAGCCAACAAAAUUAAAGAAAAUGUGACUAAAAAUUCAGUACUAAAUUUUUGUGACAGUGAAGUAUUGCAAUAAAAUAUUAAUUGGCCUUUCAAAUUGGUGCCUAAGCUACUAUAACGCCAAAAUAAAAAGUAUUUCCAAAGAUAAAUAGUGCCUUUCGCUUUGUCUUAAUGAACUUGAAAGUUUAUCAACUCUACAAGUGACAACUCUAUUAUAUUCGAUUCCAAAUCGUUGUUUUGCUUAUAUGUAUAUUGUAUAAGU